Molecule: messenger RNA, 1193 nt
Organism: Girardinichthys multiradiatus
Lineage: Eukaryota; Metazoa; Chordata; Actinopteri; Cyprinodontiformes; Goodeidae
Gene: polr2c
Product: RNA polymerase II subunit C
Exons: 9
Coding region: 108-935 (275 amino acids)
Biological process (GO): DNA-templated transcription
Cellular component (GO): RNA polymerase II, core complex
Molecular function (GO): protein dimerization activity; DNA-directed RNA polymerase activity
Source: RefSeq, a predicted model, not a curated record
UCGGUAAAUAUUUCCGUGGAGGCCUUCAAGCCGUGGCAGCGGUAGUGGAAGUGGUGCGGUAAAAAACACGGCGUUCUUGUUGUUUUUAAACGGAAUAAUCUUCUACAAUGCCGUACGCUAACCAGCCGACGGUUAAAAUAACAGAAUUGACGGAUGAAAAUGUGAAGUUCGUCAUAGAAAACACGGAUUUGGCGGUUGCAAACUCUCUCCGCCGUGUCUUCAUGUCAGAAGUUCCCACAAUAGCCAUCGACUGGAUCCAAAUUGAUGCAAAUUCUUCGGUGCUGCACGAUGAAUUCAUCGCACACAGAGUGGGUCUCAUCCCCCUCACCAGCGAUGACAUAGUGGAUAAAAUGCAGUAUUCAAGGGACUGUACCUGUGAUGACUUCUGUCCUGAGUGCUCAGUGGAGCUAACCCUGGAUGUCCGAUGCACUGAGGACCAAACGCGUCACGUCACCUCACGCGAUCUGCUCUCCAACAACCCCAGAGUUAUCCCUGUCACAUCCAGAAGCAGAGACAAUGAUCCAAAUGACUACGUUGAGCAGGAUGACAUCUUGCUGGUGAAGCUCCGUAAAGGUCAGGAGCUUCGGCUCAGAGCGUACGCCAAGAAAGGCUUCGGUAAGGAGCACGCCAAGUGGAACCCAACGGCGGGGGUUUCCUUCGAGUAUGACCCGGACAAUGCACUGAGGCACACAGUCUAUCCACGACCCGAGGAAUGGCCAAAGAGUGAGUACUCGGAGAUUGAGGAGGAUGAAGUUCAGGCCCCCUAUGACCCUAACGGAAAGCCAGAAAGGUUUUAUUUUAACGUGGAGUCCUGCGGCUCCCUUCGGCCGGAGACCGUCGUCAUGUCUGCAUUGGCGGUCCUCAAGAAGAAGCUGAGCGACCUGCAGACCCAGCUGAGCCAUGAGAUCCAGAGUGACGUGCUCACCAUCAACUGAAGACUGUGUGUUAACUGCAUCCUCACUGCAGACUGAACUCUGAUCUCUUGGACCAGAUUCAUCACUGAUAUUAAAUUGGAAGUUUAUCAGCACUGACUAACAGAAGCUGGUAGCUUAGAAAAUGUGAUGCCGAGUUGUCGUAUCAGAGGAGUUUUUCUGUAUUGAUGCAAAGUUAGACUUGUUGCUAUAAGGGCAACAUUUCAAGCUGUUAAAUAUUUUUGCUCAAUGUCUCUUUUUAAAUAAAUCAGUUUUGUGGUA